AUGUCCUUUUGCUAUCUGGGUCUGGACCCACAGAGCCUAGACCCACAGAACCUGGACCCACAGAACCUAGACCUACAGAACCUGGACCCACAGAAUCUGGACCCACAGAACCUGGACCCACAGAACCUGGACCCACAGAAUCUAGACCCACAGAACCUGGACCCACAGAAUCUGGACCCACAGAGCCUAGACCCACAGAACCUGGACCCACAGAACCUGGACCCACAGAAUCUAGACCCACAGAACCUGGACCCACAGAAUCUGGACCCACAGAACCUAGACCCACAGAACCUGGACGCUCUCUCUGUGUGA
This is a messenger RNA of Knipowitschia caucasica, 312 nucleotides long. The record is from the annotation of a GenBank genome assembly. NCBI's taxonomy places the organism in Eukaryota, Metazoa, Chordata, Actinopteri, Gobiiformes, Gobiidae.